This is a messenger RNA of Salvia splendens (bonfire salvia), 3595 nucleotides long. Its product is annotated as kinesin-like protein KIN-14F. Gene Ontology annotation, cellular component: microtubule cytoskeleton. Gene Ontology annotation, biological process: microtubule-based movement. The record is from RefSeq and is a predicted model, not a curated record. NCBI's taxonomy places the organism in Eukaryota, Viridiplantae, Streptophyta, Magnoliopsida, Lamiales, Lamiaceae. Gene Ontology annotation, molecular function: ATP binding; microtubule motor activity; microtubule binding.
UUUUCUGAAGAAUUGCUCUCAUAUUCUCUCCACUGCAUUUACUGAAUCUCCCCAAUUCUUCACAUCAUAAUUCACGACAUCUCCAUCAAUUCACCGCUCCACGAUUCAACAAUAAUUUCAAAUCUUACUCAUGAUCUUAUCCUCCCAUUUUCUCGGGACCACCUGAUCGCCGGAAUUCCAUCCACCUCAUCGCCGUCGGCAACCAGUGUUAUUGCUAGUUUGAGAAGAUCAAAAUGCCACAAGAAAGCUACCACAAUUCCAUAUACAGCUCUCCCAACAGGAACGAAAUCAUCAGCGAUCGCGGAUUAGCUUACAGAAAAGCCGAAGAAGCAGCAUCAAGGAGGUACCAGGCAGUGCAAUGGCUGCAGCAGAUGGAUCAGGUGGCGUCGGAGGUGCUCCCAAAACAGCCAACGGAGGAGGAAUUCUGUUUGUCUCUCCGCAACGGACUCAUCCUCUGCAACGUCCUCAACAAAGUCAAUCCCGGUGCCGUUCACAAGGUGGUCGAGAAUCCGGUGCUUGACCUUCAGGCCGCUCAGUCUGCCAUUCAGUAUUUCGAGAACAUGAGGAAUUUUCUUGCUGCUGUUGCCAAAAUGAAGCUCCUCACUUUUGGAGCUUCUGAUCUUGAAAAGGGAGGCUCGUCAGGCAAAGUAGUGGACUGCAUUCUCUGUUUAAAAGGAUAUUACGAAUGGAAGCAAUCCGGGGGUAUUGGUGUGUGGAAAUACGGUGGAACAGUGAGAAUUAUGUCGCUUGUGAAGGAAUCACCUUCCUCGGUAGUCAGCAGCGAGAGUGCGGAUGAAUCAAUAGAUGAUUCUGAAUCUUCACAGUAUGAGCAGUUAAUGGAGCUCCUUCACUUGUCAACUGACUCACAUGAGGAUUCCAGGGCAGCAAAUAUUCUCACUUUCAUCUUCGAUCAUUUCGCUCUUGGUCUUUUGCAGUCGUGCCUGGCUGAAACCAACGGAUUUGAUGAUUCGCUUUCGAGUUCAAUGGUCAUUGAUGUUGUGCUUAGGAAAGUUGUUAAGGAUUUCUCAGCAUUGAUGGUCUCUCAAGGCAAUCAGCUUGGCUUGUUUUUAAAGAAAGUCUUGAGUAGUGAUGGUGGCUCUCUGUCGAAGACCCAAUUGCGGGAAGUUAUAUCAAAGUACCUAAGCAAAAGGACAAGUUUUGUAUCACAAGAUAUUUCUAACUUCUGUAUUUGUGGUGGAAGAAAGGACGCAGCACAGCCUAGGAACACGAAGCCUCAUGUUGUAGAGCUUCUCGAUAUUCAGCAAAAACAGUUAGAGGAACUUAAAGCUCUUUUUAAGGAAACAAAACGAGAAAUGCACGAAGCUCGGUUUGGAUGGGAGAAAGAAAUAGAAAGCUUGGGUCAACAUGUGAAGAAUUUAGAAGUAGCUGCUUCUUCAUAUCAUACAGUUUUGGAAGAAAACCGUGUUCUCUAUAAUCAAGUUCAAGAUCUAAAAGGUUCCAUUAGAGUCUACUGUAGAGUUAGACCAUUCCUCUCGGGAGACUGUAAUGAGCAGUCGACGGUUGAUUAUAUUGGAGACAAUGGAAGUAUAAUGAUUGUGAAUCCUGUUAAGCUGGGUAAAGAUGCAAGAAAAGUGUUUACGUUUAAUAAGGUUUAUGGGACAACCGUGACACAACAGCAUAUAUAUGCAGAUACACAGGCAUUUGUCCGAUCUGUUAUGGAUGGUUUUAAUGUUUGUAUUUUUGCAUACGGUCAGACCGGCUCUGGGAAGACAUAUACCAUGAGUGGCCCUGACUUGACAACAGAGGAAACAUGGGGAGUGAAUUACCGUGCCCUUCGGGACCUGUUUCAAUCUUCGAAGGCCAGAAUGGACCUCGUUGAAUACGAGGUGGGAGUCCAAAUGGUUGAGAUAUACAAUGAACAAGUAAGAGAUUUGUUGGUCUCUGAUGGAAGCAAUAGAAGAUUAGAGAUUCGAAACAAUUCUCAGCUCAACGGUCUAAAUGUUCCCGAUGCAAGUCUUGUUCCCGUCAAAUGUACACAAGAUGUUUUGGAUUUAAUGAGAAUCGGACAAAGAAAUCGUGCUGUGGGUGCCACAGCUUUGAACGUGCGCAGUAGCCGGUCUCAUAGUAUUUUGACAGUUCAUGUUCGAGGAAAAGAACUAGUUUCUGGUUCGAUGCUAAAGGGCUGCCUUCACUUAGUAGAUCUCGCUGGGAGCGAAAGGGUUGAUAAAUCAGAAGCUGUUGGGGAGAGAUUGAAGGAAGCUCAGCAUAUUAACAAAUCUCUUUCUGCUCUCGGAGAUGUCAUCGCUGCUCUUGCAAAAAGCUCCCAUAUCCCUUACCGGAAUAGCAAACUAACUCAAGUCUUACAAGAUUCUCUAGGAGGGCAUGCUAAGACGCUGAUGUUCGUGCAUAUAAACCCGGAGGUUAAUGCUCUAGGGGAGACAAUCAGCACCUUGAAAUUUGCUGAAAGAGUAGCCACAAUAAACCUUGGAGCAGCUCAAUCCAACAAAGAAACUGGUGAAAUUAAAGAAUUCAAGGACGAGAUCUCAAACCUCAAGCUGGUAUUGGAGAGGAAGGAAGCCGAACUAGAGCAGUUGAAAAAUCGCACAAAUGUUAGAGGCGGGGCAUCACCUCUUCGCUUACCUAAAUCAAACAGCAGUGCCUCUUUGAAGGCUGAGACCAGUCAGCAGCAAUUUGAUAGUCACAACACCGAGUUGAGAAGUAGUUCCACCGGUAAACAGAGAAGAUCUCGAUUGCCUUCCAAAUUUACGGACAAGGAUUGUGGCGAAGAUAGACCAGUAGGCUCGAUAAAGCCUAGAUCUCCGUCUCCCCCAAGUAGGAGAUCGAUAUCCACUGAUAGAGCUGCCGUCAUGAAAUCUAGAACAAAGUCCAACGCCCUUGACAACCCUCCGGUCCUAAAAGCUCCAUUUCCCGCAAGUCUUUCAGUUAAUAAAUCCAAUGCCAGUGUGCCUUCAUUCAUACCAGGUAUGAUGAUCACACAAGAACCAAAUCUACCUAAUGCUUUAAACCGACUCCACAGAGUCACACUACAAAGGGUUCCAGAAAAUGAAGACGAACUGUUUAAGCAAGCACUAAGUAUACGCCACGGUGGAAUCAGAAAGACUAAACAAGAGGGUAAGGUCAAGACGACUAGGCAGCAAGCAUCCGCUAAAGUUCACACAUCAAUGCUGCUUUCUGAUGUGGCCGCAGGUAAAAUGCAAGAGACCAUAAAGCCUGAUUCGUCAGAGCCUGAAAACGAGAACGGUCCCUUUGGGCUGACAAGAUGUGCUAGUGUUGCCACUGGAUCGAACAAGCUACACAGGAGCUUGUCGAGGAACUCUCAAAACGUAGAGCCAAGUGAAAUAAGCCGAACAACAGAGCCUUCGUUGGGAGGGCAGCAUUCAUCUGUGCCUCAAUUACGAAGGAGUAAAUCGACUACCCUAGGAAGGUUUAUGAUUUGAUUGUGAAAACUCCUGAGCAUGUAUUCUUUUUUUACUUGAAGUUUUGAUAUGUAUCGAUGUGCAUAUUUAUGGAAGUUGUUGAUUUUGACAGUUUUCUCUUUGUGAGAAAUGAGAUGUAACACAGCUUUGAGAAACAGAAUGCUACCUAUUUUUAGUGCAUACUACAGUUACCAUCA